GCCGCGCGUUAGUAGAAGUAUAUUUGUAGGUACUACUACUCGUGUAAGAGUGGCGCCAUCUGCUGUCAAAAGUUUUGGACCAUCUUCAUUCAGCAGAAGAUUCCAGACCAUCUACCAAGGAUAAAGAAUACGGCAGACAGACAAAAAUUGAAUUCGCCGUAUUAUUGAGAUUUAUCAUUGAAAACUCCACGAUCAUGCCGUUCAGAUGGCAUAAGGGCAAAUUUAUGUGCUUCUACUGCUGCGAGAUGUUUGAUCUGAGCUCCCAACUGAAGGAACAUACCUCAAACCAUCCCGGUGUCGAUAUCGCCGAGCUUUUACUCAGAUGUGUCUACAGUCACAACAGAACGAAACUAGACUUCUCGGAUGCAUGGUGCACUAUUUGCCCGAAGGAAAUCGAAAACUUCGAAGACUACCUCGCUCAUAUAUAUGAACACCACGAUUUGGAGUUCGAAGAAACCGCCAUUAGACCGUUCGACGAGUUUAAAUUGUCAGACGACUGCAUAAAAUGCUCUGAAUGCGAGGAGACCUUCAAAAACUUCUCUACACUGCAGUACCAUAUCCACAAAACGCACGUCAACGUUGACAUCGGGAGAUACCUUUGCGAGGUUUGCGGAAAGGCAUUCACAAAAUUGACGAAUGUGGACAACCAUGUAAAACAGACUCACAGCGUGCAAAAAUGCAAGAAAUGCAAACAAACUUUCCCAUCGAGGUAUGCUUUAGACGCACACGUUGACAGCGUGCACAAAAAAGAUGCAUUAAAAUGCCCAUUGUGCCCCAAAAUUCUGGGUACUAGAUACUUGAAAAGACGCCACUUAGCCCUGGUGCAUGAUCACAAGAGUGCGCAAUUAGCAUGCGAUAUUUGCUCAAUGAUAUUCACCAGGAACUGCAAACUGCAGAUGCACAAACGCAGAGUGCAUUACAAGGAGAAGAACAUGACGUGCGAGGUAUGCGGCUACGUGGCAUUCAAUAUGGAAUCUUUAAAACGUCAUAUGGUCAGCCACGAUGACUGGAGACCCUUCCAAUGCGACAUUUGCCAGAAGACGUUCCAAAGAAAACCAACAUUAAAAAUGCAUUUAAAAACACAUUCGUAGUAAGCUAACUGCGAUGGUAGCGAUAAUGGGGACGAUUCAUUUACAAAUAAUAUAUUAAAUAAUACCGAAACAUCCGUUAUUAUCUAAAAGUUGGCAUUACGUGAUCCUUGAUCAUACGUUUGACGUAGAUUAUUAUUAUAUUUUACUAAAUAAUCUUCCAAAUACGCUACGCUAAUACAAAUACAAUAAAAAUACAAUAAUGCUAAUACUGAAAAAUGCCAAGAUUUAUUUUAAUUUUAGAUACAGAGAGUCUACCAUGAAAUUUCGAAUGUUCGAACUUAUUUUCAUGUUUUUGUACGUACCGAAAUCGGCCCAGUAAAUGGAGCUUAAUAUACCAUUCGUCACAAAUCCUAACAUAAUAUGUCUAUGUAUAUAUGUAUAUGUAUUAUCGUAUACAGAUAUGUAUUUAUUUUAAUUUUAAUUGUAUGAGUUACUUAUAUAUGUCAACAUAUUUCAUAAUUUUUUAAUAGAAACAUCUAUAAGGUUUCCGUCUAUUAUUGUACGCAUACUGCCCGCUAAUAAUUAAUGCUCCUUUCUACUCAGGGUUUGCUGGAAGAGAACUCUAACAGAGUUAAGCUCGCCUGUUGUACAU
Molecule: messenger RNA, 1683 nt
Organism: Galleria mellonella (greater wax moth)
Lineage: Eukaryota; Metazoa; Arthropoda; Insecta; Lepidoptera; Pyralidae
Product: zinc finger protein 57-like
Exons: 2
Coding region: 195-1091 (298 amino acids)
Biological process (GO): regulation of transcription by RNA polymerase II
Cellular component (GO): nucleus
Molecular function (GO): RNA polymerase II transcription regulatory region sequence-specific DNA binding; DNA-binding transcription factor activity, RNA polymerase II-specific
Source: RefSeq, a predicted model, not a curated record